This is a messenger RNA of Nymphaea colorata (pocket water lily), 1441 nucleotides long. RefSeq names its product NAC domain-containing protein 7. Lineage: Eukaryota; Viridiplantae; Streptophyta; Magnoliopsida; Nymphaeales; Nymphaeaceae. Gene Ontology annotation, molecular function: DNA binding. The transcript is spliced from 4 exons. The record is from RefSeq and is a predicted model, not a curated record. Bases 273 to 1316 code for a protein of 347 amino acids. Gene Ontology annotation, biological process: regulation of DNA-templated transcription.
CAAGGUGGUUUCAAGAGUUCGAAUUCCGAGGCUAACUGUCGCCUCCCUGUCCUUUUGUCUCGUUUUGUGCACCUGCGCAGCAGCAGCUGACGACAACCGAACUGCACCUUGGUUUUACUUUUGGUGGACGACAGUUUGAUCCCUCUCUUCUUCUGCGUCUUCUUUCUUCCCCUCCGAUUCCAGAGUUGGAGGGGGGAGAAAAUAAGAGAAAACCAGAAACACUAUAUCAGAUAUAUUAGAUCGGUGUUAGUAGUUUCCUUGGUUGUAAGAGGAUGGACACUUUAUUGCAUGUUCCCCCAGGUUUUCGCUUCCACCCAACGGACGAAGAACUUGUGGAUUAUUAUCUUCGGAGAAAAGUUGCUUCAAAAACGAUAGACUUUGAUGUCGUCAAGGACGUUGAUCUAUACAAGAUUGAACCAUGGGAUCUUCAAGAGAAAUGUAGAAUUGGGACUGAGGAGCAAAGUGAGUGGUACUUUUUUAGCCACAAAGACAAGAAGUAUCCCACUGGAACACGUACAAACAGGGCUACAACUGCUGGAUUUUGGAAGGCAACUGGAAGGGACAAGGCAAUAUACUCCAAGCAUAACUUGAUUGGGAUGAGGAAGACCCUAGUUUUUUAUAUGGGCAGAGCCCCAAAUGGGCAGAAAUCUGACUGGAUCAUGCAUGAGUAUCGACUUGAGACAAAUGAACUUGGUCCUCCACAGGCAAAAGGAUGGGUGGUUUGUAGGGUGUUCAAGAAAAGAACCACCACGGUGAAAAGGGCAAGUGACCUUGAGUCACCAUGUUGGUAUGAUGACCAAGUUUCCUUUAUCCAUGAAAUUGGCUCAAGCCCCAGAAGGAUACUCCAACAGGAGAUUCUAUAUCAACCCCCUUUUCCUUGCAAGCAAGAGUUGGACAAUCACUACAGUUUACCUCAAGAACCUUUUUUGCAGCUUCCCCAGCUACAGAGCCCUACAUUGCCUCAUUCAGGAAGUUCUAACACAAGUGGUCUUGGCUUUGGUUUUGAUAUCAACCAGAGGGCUAGUCCUCAAAUGGUUUCUUAUGAGCACCAGCAACAAUCUCAUAUGAGCUUACUUUAUGACAACGGUGCAAACCAAGCUGUUGACCAAGUGACAGAUUGGAGAGUGCUUGAUAAAUUUGUGGCUUCUCAGCUCAGCCAAGAAGAUGCUUCCGAAGGAACCAACUUCACUGAUGCAGCUGGUUUUCAUCUCCCUGACAUGAAUCUGCUCCAGCAGGCAAACGACCCAGAGGCCCAAGAGUGCCCCCUGCCUGGUACCUCAAGCUGCCAAGUGGAACUGUGGAAACAGCAAAUGUAGUACGGAUGGCAGGAAAGAAGUUGGCUACUUCCAGCAGAUUGUUCCUGGUGCUUCAUUACAAGUCAUGUACAUAACAGUACCAAAUUAAGCAAGUAAACAGAAGAAAAAGAAUCAUCAAGUAACUG